Molecule: messenger RNA, 411 nt
Organism: Diaporthe citri
Lineage: Eukaryota; Fungi; Ascomycota; Sordariomycetes; Diaporthales; Diaporthaceae
Exons: 2
Coding region: 1-411 (136 amino acids)
Source: RefSeq, a predicted model, not a curated record
AUGUCAGCCAACAACCAAACGGACGAUCCCAACAUCCCCUCCUCUGAGGACCAGCUGCCGCCUCCAGAGCCAGCACACCCUAGCAGCCUGACCGCCAAAUGCCACUGUGGCCGCAUCAAUGUCGAGAUUCCUUCUCUUCCGACCAAGAUCAACGAGUGCCGAUGCAGCAUCUGCUACCGCUACGGGGCACAGUGGGCCUAUUACCACUUCGAAGAUGUCAACGUUGUCGUUAACGGGCUAUUGUGGCUGGAGGAGGAGAGGACAAAAGGACCUGACGUACCCUGGAAGAAGGUCGGUGUGAACUCCCGAAUGUUGGCACCUCAUCUGCUUGAGGGCGUGGAGAAGAAGACGGGCCCGCUGGGCGAGCUAUCUGGCUGGGAUUUCAAGCACGCACGUGGCUCAAGUUGCUGA